Molecule: messenger RNA, 2550 nt
Organism: Desarmillaria tabescens
Lineage: Eukaryota; Fungi; Basidiomycota; Agaricomycetes; Agaricales; Physalacriaceae
Exons: 5
Coding region: 1-2550 (849 amino acids)
Source: RefSeq, a predicted model, not a curated record
AUGGAAGCCCUGGACGAGGUACGUACCAGUCACCUCUGCUUUACCGUCGUUUUUCUUACUCUCGUAGGUGCGUCUCAAAGUUUGUUAGUCGCCGUGGCCAAAGCCUCACAGACAUCCCCUUACAUUGGUGACUAUCCUGCAAGACUUCUUGCAGAUAUCACCUCCCAUGUCAAGGCUCAUUGUGCGGAAGGUUACGGAAGUAUUGGUGCCAUAAUCCAAAGCUCGGGGACCGGUAAAUCACGGACGAUGCAUGAGAUCGCUGCCAACGUGUUCACCAUUCUGAUUAACAUCAGUCAGACCGACAGUGCUGACCUAGGGGCUGGUUAUGUAUCCUACUUGCCCGAUAUACUCGUGCGCCAACAUUUACUGCCCCAUAGAUCUGUUAACCUCCACAUUCGAUAUCACUGCUUUCUCCGGGCCAUGUUCGAACGCGUAAAAGCGGAAUUGUGUGCCCUCAAGGUGGACCAGAAUUGUGAUCCAGCUGACAAAGCUCUGCUUUGGAGAGAGCAUCUAUCAAGUGGAUCCGUCCGCAAGAUGCUGUACAGAAAGGUCAUCGACUGCGCUAAAUCGCAUGAAGCUAUCACUGCCACUCUAACGGAUCACCCUGAUGAGUCCGUAAGGAAUAAAACACACGCAGAGCUUCUCUGGUCCACCAAUCAGAGCUUCGAGAGCUUACUCAAGGCAGUGAACUCUCGAGAGCACUUGAAGAUCCUGAUGUACCUCGACGAAGCUCAUACUCUAGUCAUCACACCGACAGAUACCACAAAUCAUGGCAUGUUGUGCUCGACACUAGCCGAUCUCAGUGACCUCCAUCAUUUCACUAUAUUUAUAUCGACGACGGGGGUGCUGAGGAUCGUUGAACAACACAUUCAGCACGACUACCGCUCAUCUCGAGCUGUCGCUCCGAUACCGAAGCUACUCGCACCUUUCACUAUCCUUCCUUUCGAUAUCGGACCACCUGUGCUACACAGAAAGACAACUUUCGAGACGUUACGAAGCAUCGAACCCCUUGCCCGCUUUGGCCGACCAUUAUCCUUGUUGUCCACUUUAUCCUUUAGAUGGCAUGUCAUGCUCGCGGCAGAUGUAACACCGGCGUCACUCAUCCUGCGGGCUCGAUCAAAACUGACUCACAGAGAUCGGGGCCGCCGUUCCAUGUCGCCUUUGCACGGCGCAGCUACACCUGCUGAACAUGUGAAGGAGCCCGAGAAGGUCGUACAGAUGGCCCUUGUGGGUAUUCGAGCCCAUCGUCUCCAGGAGAUGGUAAAAGGACACAUGCGUAUAGCAUUCUCUGUUCCUUCGCACAGGGAAUAUAUGAUGUCUGGAUAUCCUUCGGAGCCGAUUCUGGCUGAAGCGGUAGCGAUUUCGAUCUACGAAGAAGGCGUGAGCAUGGUGAAAGUCAUAUCUGAGCUUAUCCAGAAUGAUCUUAUCGACAAGGGCGAGCGGGGAGGACUUGUUGCCCGUCUAUUGCUUACUUUGGCGUGGGAUGCGGCAAUCCACAGUCUAAUGUCGAAAAAGAAACAUCCGACACUUCUGGGCUCUCACGAACACGGUCAUGCUGCCUAUUCCCGUCCCAUUCCUCUGAUGGACUUCUUGGCCGCUCUUUUACCAGAAGAAUAUCUGGAAAAGAUUCUACAGAGCACACCGGAUCAUCAACUAGGGGGGAGGACUUUCGGCGAGGCGUUCAAGUACGCCUACGUACACUUUACACAUUUCGGACGCGCCGGAAGUUCUAAUGCGAUCAACUCUGGCUCUGCGCUUGCGGCUUUCAUUCGUGGGAUGGCCUUCCAAUGCUGUUCCGGACACCCAGUCAUCGAUAUCCUCAUUCCUGUUCUCAUCGUCCCCAAACGUGAAGCCUCGCGACCCGACUUCAACGUCGACGAUCUGACUCUCGACAAAUUUCAACGCUCGAGUGUCAUGAUAUCGGUCAAGGAUAGGGAGAAUGCUGAGAAGAGGAAUUAUACGAUCAGUGCUGAAUCAGUCGACUUUUGGCUGGACCAAGACACAGACGUUGAUGUUCCGUACAUUGCGAUCUUGAUGCAGCUUGGUGACAUUGGGAAGCCUGCAGCUCGACGUGCCAAGUGUCAGACUGACUCGUCUCCAGUCGCCCCCACGAUCUCGACCCGUUCGCAGCAGGCUCCUGGAUCGAUGCAGAAACCAUCAGUGAAGACUGGUACCGUCCGUGCUACAAGACAGAGCGAGAGUCCUAAAAAAGAGCAUCCUCGCUACUCGAUUAUUAUCUCUGGCUGCUCCUCUAGCAUUCACAAGCUCAUCUCUCCCAAUGAGAAAGCCAUGUAUUCGGCAAUGUUAGCAUCCAAGGACGAGCAAUCUCUGGUUCUCCUCAGGAAAAUGAAACCUUUCUGGAACUUGGGACCUGCAUGUUUUGAUUGGGUGGCAGACCUGCCUGGCAUUGGCAUCGUUCCGGACGUUGUGGAAAUGGAUUAUGUUCCAGGUUUUAUGUAUGGUGACCAAAAUGUGGUCAUCGAAGAUGAGGAUGAGGAUGCUCCGGACAUUGGGGACGAAACUGGAGUGGAUCUUUGGCACAAUGCUUGA